GAAGUUGUUGUUUGCCAUAAUUUGCUCCUUAAAUUGUCCGGCGAAACCAGAAUAUCUGGUUCCGGACAAAGUAAUGGUAAUGACCGUCUCAGUGGAGCUAAAACUAUUCUUAUGUAGAUACAUAUUGUGAAGAUUAAGGAAUGGAGGUGGUGGAAAGUCCUCUUAACCUCGCGCAUCAACAAUGCAGGAAAGCAGAUCGCCUUCUGGCAACUGGGAAAUAUGAGGACGCCAUAGUGUGUCACAGGAAAGCUGCGGAUCUCCUGAAGGAUGCCAUGAAGCUCACAGAUUGUGAACAGGCUCGCCUGUCUCUGGAGCUGCAGCGGGACAGUCACAUAAAGCAGCAGCGCCUCAUCGAGGAGAAGUGGAAGCGCUCGCGACGAGAGGCCAAGCCACGGGUACUCCAGCCCGCUGCGUCCAGUGACGGUCAGCGGCUGAAGCAGCAGCAGCAGCAGGGUACCCACCUGAGCGCCUCUCAGACUCCGCUGCCGCCACUCUCGCCCGCACUGGACCCCACGCAGGUGCCCGAGCACGAGUACGACACCUGGCUGUACCUGCUGAAGAACAAGGGGGCGCCGCGGCCCGCGCCCGAGACCUGCCCAGCCACCGGGGGCAGCAAGGCGCUGAAGGACGACAAGAUGCGCCUGGAGGAGCAGGAGACCACCAUCGGGGAAGCCACGAGCUCUCGGGAGCGGGAGCUGGAGCGCGACGACAGCCAGUCGGAGGCGGACGCGGACUUCGUGGAGCGCUCGGAGCUGCUGUGGGUGCUGCCGCAGCGGCACGCGGCGUCGGCGUCGCUGGCAGUGGCGGCGGCUGAGGAGCGCAAGGCCAAGGACAUCGACAUCCCGCAGCUGCCGCCGCUGGAGAUGCCCACGCAGGAGAUCCCGCUGGACCAGCUGCCCGCCCUGGAGCUGUCCGACGACGUCCAGCACCAGCUGCAGGAGAUCCUCGACGGGGAGAAACUCUGAGGAGAGGAGAGGGAGG
Messenger RNA from Alosa alosa (allis shad), 981 nucleotides. RefSeq names its product nuclear receptor binding factor 2b (gene nrbf2b). The coding region runs from base 141 to 965 and encodes 274 amino acids. The transcript has 5 exons. Lineage: Eukaryota; Metazoa; Chordata; Actinopteri; Clupeiformes; Clupeidae. The record is from RefSeq and is a predicted model, not a curated record. Gene Ontology annotation, biological process: autophagy.